AUGUUUAUUCGACGAGCCUCGGUUUUCGCUCGUAACAUACAAAAAGAAAUCGCCUUAAAUGGAUUAACAAGGGGUUACAAGUUUAAAAACACAAUUGUAGAAUGUCCUGUAAUGCAUAGCAUUCGACUCAAUUCGAGCGACACUACAAUAAUAAACCAACCACAAAAAUCAUCUGUCGUCAAGGGGGAAGAAAAUUCACCGAUUUGUAUCAACAGUUCAAGUCCAAGUACACAAAUUCAAUCUUCAAUCGCAAAAUCAACAAAAUCAACAAAAUCAAGUAAUAAAAUUUCACUAUUAAAACCUUCAUUAGACAUAAAGUUAUCAAUUGAACAAUUAAAAGAAAGAACAAAAUUAGCAGAAAUGAACAAGAAUGGAAUAAAAUGGAAAGAAUGGACAGAAGAAGAAACAAACCUAUUAUUUAUGGCAUUAGAACUUCAUGGAAAUCGAUGGAAAUUUAUUCAUAGGAAUUAUUUUAAUUAUAGAACAUUACAUUCAAUAAAAUGCAAAUGGGAUAGAGUAAAAAUUAAGUAUGAAAAUAGUCAUAAAACAAUUAUAUCAGCAUGGGCACCAGAAGAAGAUGAACUUUUGUUAAAGGCUGUUGAAAAAUAUGGUAAAGGGAAAUGGAGAAAAAUUUCAAGAAUGCUACCAAAUAAAAAUGCGUUACAAGUGUAUAGGAGAUAUUAUUUUAUUAAAUAUACAAAACGCGGUAAUUUUACCGAAGAAGAAGAUAAUUUGUUAUGUAAUUUGUUAAUAAAAUAUGGUGGAAAUUAUUGGCAAAGAAUUGCAGAGGAAAUGAAAAGACCCGUUCAUACUAUUAUGAAACAUUACAAGUUCGUUUUAUUAAACGCUGCUAAAUUUUCAACAUGGACCGAUCAAGAGAAUGAAUUAAUUAGAAAUUCUAUUUUAAAAUAUGGUAAAGAUUGGAAAAAAAUUCAAAAUUUGCUACCUCAUCGUUUGCCUCGUUCUAUUAAAGAACAUGUUAGGUUUUGUUCUUUUGCUGAUCCACAUUAUAAUAGCGGUUUCUGGGAAAUUGAUGAAACUAUGAGAUUAGUUAAGGCUGUUAGAUUAUAUGGAAAAAGUUGGCAAAGUGUUUCAAAAUUUGUUAAAACCAGAUCUCCUUUUCAAUGUCGUAUCUAUUUUAGAGAUGCCUUCACAAGAAAAGGUCGAGAACACUAUAUUUUAAAUUUGGAACUUGAAGGAAUACAACAAAUAUUUCCUACUGAGGAUCAAGCGACUCUGGAGAAACUUGCAGCAGAACAAUUAUUAAUGGAGUUAAGGUCUCCGGAAUCGGAAUCAGAAUAUAAUUCUCCCGAGACAACUUCUACUGAACACAAUUCUACAAAUUAA
Funneliformis geosporum is the source of this 1347-nucleotide messenger RNA. The record is from the annotation of a GenBank genome assembly. Lineage: Eukaryota; Fungi; Glomeromycota; Glomeromycetes; Glomerales; Glomeraceae.